AUGGUGAAGAAGGUACAAGAGAACUACGUAGACGAUUACUUCGCCGACUCAGGCCCACCCGAAGACGAUCUGAUGCAGUCGUUCAGUUUCAGCGAUGACGACGGUUUCGAGAUAGAGGGUCCGGUUGUCGAACUUGAAUCACCUCCGUCAUCAGCGCCCUCGAGUCCGGAGAUCUUGCGACAUGUGGACAGGGACGAGAUCGAUGGGUAUAUCACUCAGAUCACAAAGAAGAUCGCCAGGGGCAGGAGAUCGAGGAGGAGCGAUAACAAGCAUAGUGAGGGCGACGACCUUGCACCGAAGAAGCAGCGCGCAUCAGAGGAAGACGGUGCUAAGGAGAAGACUGAAGUAGAGGAGUUGCCUUUACCCUGGGCGCUGGACAAGUCCCUGGAACUAGACAGCCAAGACGAUGAAGAAGUCUCACUCUCUGAGGACGAGAACGACCUCUAG
Messenger RNA from Acanthamoeba castellanii str. Neff, 447 nucleotides. RefSeq lists its product as uncharacterized. The coding region runs from base 1 to 447 and encodes 148 amino acids. Lineage: Eukaryota; Discosea; Longamoebia; Acanthamoebidae. The transcript has 4 exons. The record is from RefSeq and is a predicted model, not a curated record.